AAAUAAAACAGAAUAGAAGCUGCACGGUGAAGCGCUCCCUUAUGGAGACUAUGCCUAUGUGAUCUACUUCUGCAUAAGACACGCUCCAACCCGGGCUGCCUCCGGUGUAACUGGUUGGGUUAGCGAUAGUUGUUUAACCGGCUCACAGACGGUGAUAGUAACUUUUGUGUUAGUACUGACACUUCGACAAACUACUUCCAGCUGGCUGUUGGUGGGCACACAGUCACUGGGUCGAAAUCAGUCGACGGUCUUUAAAUGCUGGACACUCUCCACCUGUUAUUUGCUACGUUACGGGGCUACGUUAGCUGAAUUGAUUGCUAGCUCACCUUAGCAAUUUGUUAAAGUUUCUGUCCCUGCUGCGUAACAUAUCAAGGUUCUUGUCAUGCUGCAGUGAUGUACAAGGUAUUGAUUUUAAUACUAACCUUCUGGGGGGUGACAGUGAGCUGCAUUGGAACAUCGGCGGCACCAUCCCGCAAUAACGCUACGGAAAUGUGUUACUCUGCUCGAAUUAGGAGUACUGUACUCCAGGGUUUGCCCUUUGGUGGGGUGCCUACUGUCCUUGCCCUUGACUUUAUGUGCUUCUUGGGUCUGCUGUUUGUGUUCUCUAUCUUGAGAAAAGUGGCAUGGGACUAUGGGCGCCUCGCUCUAGUGACUGAUGCCGAAAGAAGAAAAAGGGAUACAUUUUACAGUCGUCUGGAAGAACAGGAAUUCAUGGUUUCUCCUUCUACAUCUGACAUGCAUGAACGCUAUGAGCGCCUCACAUCAGUCUCUAGCUCGGUGGAUUUUGAUCAUAGAGACACAGGGUUCUGCGACUGGUUAACUUCUAUAUUCCGGAUCAAGGAAGACGAGAUAAGGGAAAAGUGCGGUGACGAUGCAGUGCAUUACUUGUCCUUUCAGCGCCACAUCAUUGGCUUGUUAGUAGUGGUGGGCGUGCUCUCUGUUGGCAUCAUCUUGCCAGUGAACUUUUCUGGAAAUCUGCUAGAAAACAAUGCCUAUAGUUUUGGGCGAACCACUAUAGGAAAUCUCGGAGCAGAUAACGCACUACUGUGGCUGCACACCAUCUUUGCAUUUCUUUACUUGUUACUCACGGUGUACAGCAUGAGACGGCACACAUCCAAAAUGCAAUACAAGGAGGAUGACCUGGUUAAACGCACUUUAUUCAUAAAUGGGAUCUCCAAAUAUGCAGAAGAAAAGGAGAUAAACCAGCACUUUGAGAAGGCAUAUAAUUGUCGUGUACUGGAAACUCGUCUCUGUUACGAUGUAGCCAAUUUGAUGUAUUUUAGCACUGAAAGGAAAAAGGCAGAACGCAGUAAGAAAUUCUUUAUUGACCAGAAGACACAGGGGACAAUUACCAUGGUCAACCCAAAGCCCUGUGGACACCUGUGCUGUUGUAUUGUUAAAGGGUGUGAACAGGAAGAGGCAGUGAGCUUCUAUACCCAUUUGGAGGCAAGCUUAAAAGAACAAUGCAGGAAGGAGAGGGAGAAGAUCACCUCGAAACCUUUAGGAAUGGCUUUUGUCACCUUCGAGGAUGAAGGCACAGCUGCCAUAAUUUUAAAGGACUUCAAUGCCUGCAAGUGUCAUGGCUGUCAGUGCCGUCGUGAGCCCAGAAGCUCUAUAUUCAGCGGCAAACUGCAUACACAAAAAUGGACCAUCGCCUAUGCCCCUGAUCCACAAAAUGUUUACUGGGAUCAUCUGUCACUGGGAGGAUUGAAGUGGUGGCUCCGCUGCUUGUUAAUCAACAGUAUCCUCUUCAUCCUCCUCUUCUUUCUCACCACUCCUGCCAUUAUCAUCUCCACCAUGGACAAGUUCAAUGUUACCAAACCAGUGGAGUACUUAAAUAAUCCAAUCAUCACCCAGUUCUUCCCCACCCUCCUCCUGUGGUCUUUCUCUGCCUUACUUCCUACUGUCGUCUACUACUCUGCCUUCUUCGAAAGGCACUGGACCCGGUCAGGAGAAAACAGGACUACGAUGCAUAAAUGCUACACUUUCUUGAUCUUUAUGGUCCUGUUGUUGCCCUCUCUUGGACUCACCAGUUUGGAUGUUUUCUUCCGGUGGCUUUUUGACAAAAGUUUCUUGCAGGAAGCUAAAAUAAGAUUUGAGUGUGUUUUCCUUCCUGACAAUGGAGCCUUCUUUGUAAACUAUGUCAUAGCAUCUGCAUUCAUUGGUAAUGCCAUGGACUUGCUGAGGAUUCCUGGUUUACUGAUGUACAUGAUCCGCCUCUGUCUGGCUCGCUCUGCAGCUGACAGAAAGAAUGUCAAAAGGCACCAGGCUUAUGAGUUCCAGUUUGGGGCAGCUUAUGCCUGGAUGAUGUGUGUCUUCACUGUGGUCAUGACCUACAGCAUAACCUGCCCAAUCAUAGUCCCUUUCGGGCUGAUGUACAUGCUGUUAAAACACCUAGCAGACAGAUACAACAUGUAUUAUGCGUAUCUGCCAUCUAAAUUGGACAAGAAGAUCCAUUCUGGAGCUGUAAACCAAGUGGUGGCUGCUCCUAUCCUCUGCCUGUUUUGGCUUCUCUUCUUCUCCACUGUUCGCUCGGGGUUUUCAGCCGCAACAUCCAUGUUUACAUUUGUGGUUUUGAUCAUCACAAUCAUCAUUUGCCUCUGUCACGUCAUCUUUGGGUAUUUUAAAUAUUUCAGCGCUCACAACUACAAGAUUGAAACAGAGGCUGUGGACGGAUCGGAAAAUGGAGACGCAGCGUGUCCUUCUGCUGCCAACAAGGCAGCGCAAAUGUACAUUGCUGAGGUACUACAAGAGCCAAAUUCAGAUGAGACUGGUUCUGGCAGCGGUGAGGACGACGGCCAGGGGUCCUCACAAGACGAGGAAAUAAUCAGUGUUGACAAUGGCUUAAAUGAAGCCUUUCAGUCUGGUGAGGACAGCCUAAUUGAUAAUGAAGUGCGGCAAUGAUUGCACCUGGGAAUAGAAAGCCAAGUCACUUUAGGAGCGCACUGAAUGAGUGAAUUAAAUGAGGAACUGAACCAACAGUUCUCCGAAACAUCUCAUCCUCCUUGGGGGACCUUCCACUAACAUAAGCACCCUGCCCUGUCUACUAAGAAUUAAAUGGACUGUCGCACAAAGACUCUCACAUUUCCUUUACUGGGCCUCGCCAGGCCGCAUCCUAUGUGUACCUACUGGAGAAGGAAUCUACUCUGGCAUCGAAAGGGUAGCAACAUCUUCGUGCUCCUGACGCAAUUGAGGCGCACCCCAGUCGCUUUCUCUGGACCAAUGGAAAGAAGACAUUAAUGCAUAAGGAAAUCAUUGCCUUGUCUUGUAAGGGGAGUUACCUUGGUAUUGCACCCGAAUGACAGGACCAGUACGCUCCACUUUCACUAAGGUACUGCAGUAUGGCAUGCAGCUUCAAAGAGUGGAGAGAUUUUUCCCAUAAUUGCUAACUGCACUAGAUGUUUUCAGAAAAUAAGCAGAUUAGGAGAGAUGAGCGCAUGAGAUGAUGGGAGCAGCCUUUAUGCCAGAUAGUGCUAUCAGUCCAGAUGAGAUGGUCUCACAUGAUUCUUCCAGUUCCAUAGAAGCCUUGAAAAACUGGGGGGAAAAAUGCUACUUAACACUCCAGGAAGCUUUGACACUGUACAGCUAUUAAAAAAAAAUCUCUGGAUUUGUAAAAUAGCCUUUUUCGACAUGUAUUUAUUGGUAGGCAUGGAGUUUUUAAUGCUGUCAUGCUUUACACACCCUUUAAGCUGUGGAAGAAGAUAAUUCAUGUCUCGGCACACUACACUGAUAAUGAUCUUAGUUUCUGGGUCUGAACCUUUUGUUGGGACUGCAGUUGGAAUGCUGCUACUAAUGCUGCCUCCAAAUAAAAAGGGGGGAAACCUUUGCACGGUUGCUGCAGAAGGACCAGAGCUGAGAGCCUGUGGAAGUUCUAGCUAUGAGGAAGGAGAGAAAGGCCUUUUUGGUUCCCCCUUCCCCAGGUCACUUUUAGAUGACGCUGCCUGUGCUUCUGUACGCGUUGUUCUCAUUUCCUUUUUGUUUACGUUUUCAUGUAAGUUGCUUGAAAUUAAGAUUUAGUUCAAGCGGUCCUGUCAGGCCCUCUUUAAUGUCAAUGUUUAUGUAGACACUUUAUCAUACCGAUAGCUUAUUUUAAGUUUCUGUAGUCAAUGAGGAGAGAUUAGGGGUGUAGACUGUUCUUUUUUUUUUUUUUCUUCUUCUUCUUUUUUUCUUCGAUAACACUAAAUAAUGGGCAAGAUUUAACUAUAACAGUUACAGAUUUUUUUUUUAGUGUCGUACUUGUCUGUAAUAGGAAAGAGGGGAUGUGAAGGAAUCGAGUUUGACCCAGAAGUGUCUGUGAGCAUAUAGACAUGCUCUAAAAGACCACAUUUGAUCAAGAAAUGCAGCAACUCUAAUCAGAAUACUUUAACAACAUUGCAACACUACGAGCUACCCUAUGAAAUAUUUAUGAUAAAAGGCAAAGCACAACUGCUGUCUGUUGACUUAAUGAUAUGUGAUCAUAUUAAAACAUGUUUUGUACCAACUUUUGGAACCAUAGACAAAAUAAAUGUGCACUAACUGAUCUUCCACUUGUAUGACUGAUGGAGAAGGGCACACCUUGGUGUAUUUGUACCACGUAUAGGUUCAUCAUCAUGGUACUAACAAGACAAUUGUAU
Molecule: messenger RNA, 4613 nt
Organism: Neolamprologus brichardi
Lineage: Eukaryota; Metazoa; Chordata; Actinopteri; Cichliformes; Cichlidae
Gene: tmem63ba
Product: transmembrane protein 63Ba
Cellular component (GO): plasma membrane
Molecular function (GO): nucleic acid binding; calcium-activated cation channel activity
Source: RefSeq, a predicted model, not a curated record